Molecule: messenger RNA, 4946 nt
Organism: Mizuhopecten yessoensis (Yesso scallop)
Lineage: Eukaryota; Metazoa; Mollusca; Bivalvia; Pectinida; Pectinidae
Exons: 13
Coding region: 300-1988 (562 amino acids)
Biological process (GO): cell-cell adhesion
Molecular function (GO): protein binding
Source: RefSeq, a predicted model, not a curated record
UAUAUUUACUCGUUCUCAACUCCAGGUAUCGCAGCAUCGCGGAUGUUAACUACAUUUUCCAAACUUACUUACAUAUGGUCAGUUCAACAAAAGUAACAGACUGGAAUUUGCAUAAGCCUUGAUUGUCUCCAACAUCAUCUAAUGUUGGUGACGUCACACAGUUUCGGAAAAUUAGCGCACCUCCGCUAUAUUGUAAUGUUGUCAACGUCAUAGAAUGUUUUCAUGUUCUGUAAGGUGAUGAGGUGAUAGGAACAAAUAUAACUGAGGUUGAAAAUAUUGUUUAGUGUUCAUGCUUGGUCAUGAUUAUCCAUAGGAUGGAGAUGAUUGUGUUUGUGGCCACGAUUCUGCCUUGUCUGUGUAUGGGUCAUUCAGACACAAGUGUGCGGUUGACGACGACACAUCCUGUCGCAGAGGGAGGAUCACUUAUUUUGUCGUGUUCGUUGACCAAUGACACCUCUACGCACGCCGUGUUUUAUUUCAAGAAUAGGACAGCCAUCGGAACAGUACGGCGUGCGGGAUACAGUUGUCAGAAUGGUACUACAGGUCAGGCGUGUAACAGGCGGUGUAGCUGUACCCGAGACGGUUCAUCCUUCUCCAUGAAUAUAUCUAAUGUGAAUAGAUCUUGGAACAAGGCACGUGUCUACUGUCAUACCGGCCACAUAAGUGUUGCUAGUAACACUACAGAGAUAACUGUAACAUAUGGACCUGAAGUGGAUCUUGUUUUCGCCAAUACUACAGAAAAUACAACAAACUUUCAUCUGAAAUGUACAGCUAGUGGUGAACCUGACCAGUACACAUACAGGUGGAGACACACGUUCGGAUCUACAGUGAUUAGGGUGACGUUUGACAACGUGACGAGUUCAGGGUCUGUUAGUACACUGACCAUUCCCAAAGUGACCUACCAGGACAUGGGGACGUAUAAAUGCAAAGCGGACAACGGACACAGGGAAGGAGAUGACCGGGGAUUUCUGUCAGUGCAGGGCAGACCACAAGUAAUCGAAGCACAGCAGAGAUAUGUAACAGAGAAGGACAUCUCCCGUGACAUCAACAUAACCUUUGUCAGCUUUCCUAAACCAGUCAACACGACCAUCUUACGAUUAGACUCCGCUCUACCUCCUCACAGUGAACUUUAUGUCAGCGUCUCGUCUGUUCCUGUGACAAUGUCAUUCUACAACAAGAAUGUUUCUGUUGAUGGUUACAUGGUAGAGUUACACUUCAGCAAGUUUGAAACGAAACACCAAGGCCGUUAUCAGCUGUAUGUCUGGAAUAUGUAUGCUUACUAUUACAACUUUGAUAUAGCUAUAUCCGACAAGCCAGACUCCCCUGCAUAUCUAAUGAUAGCGCAAAUCACGGACAGCAGCGCCAUCAUAUCGUGGACUCCAAUGGACGACAACGGGAAUAGUCAAACGUUUACAGUAAUUUGCCGAAACAGCAGUGGAAUACAGACUAAUGUCACCCUUAACCAUAGCGUUUCUUCCUACACCGUUAGAAAUCUUGACAUCUCAACAAAAUAUCACGUUACCCUUUAUGCAAGCAACGUCAAAGGAACCAGUGUUCACGUUACCAGCUCAUUUAAGACGAAAUCAGUUCCACAAGAUGAUGGGGAUACUUUGAAUUCAACAAGAAUAGCCCUCAUAUGCGUGUCGUCCAUUCUUGCUGUUGUGGUGGUUGCGGUGGCCGUUUCUGUUUCAAUUUGUAUGCGGAAAACUCCUUGGUGCGUUAAGAAAGACGACACAAGGAUACAACACGUGGCUGAAACAAGGCAGCAUUCCGGACGAGACAAUAAUAACUGUUUACUGACAGGUGCGGUCAACGAAAGCAAUCAAAGGCUGUCGAUCUAUGAAGCUCUGAAUCUUGACAAUAGGAGUUCACCUGCAAUAUAUGAAGACACUCACGGGCAAGGUCAGCAACCAUCUGGCGAUGCCAGUGAUGGACAUCCCUUUGGGGUUCAUGGAAAUGACACAGAAUCACAUGUGUAUGAAAACUAGUGAAGAUACAGUAAUGAUGGUUCAGAGUUUCUGAUAUGGCAAACAUCUACCUUUUCAAGGAAAAACGUGUUAGUCCAAAGACAAGACCAUGAAUCAAUGAUGAUCUUUUGAGUGAAAUUUUGUACCGAGAUUUUCCAGGGUAUUUAAACCAGAAGCUGACUAGCAGUCGUUUCGCGCAUCUCGUAAUCGCGUCCUUACCAAGAUUACACGUGCAAAGCGAGACUUCUUAGACGAUGCUUUCCUGGAAUGCCCGAAAAAUUCAAAGGAAAUGUGUAAGAGGAUUAAAACAUUUCUUCCCAAUUCAAAAUCAUCUCUUCCUUCGAGAGUCAAAGUCAAUGACAAUGACGUUAAAAAUGACUAUGAUAUUUCAAAUUGUUUCGAUACAUGUCUUAGUACUAUUGGCUGUAAAAAUCUGCAACCAAGUUUGACGACAGCCUUACCCAUGUUGAUUUAUUUGAUACUUUUAACAAGUUUGUUUUCGCCCAUGUAAACAAUGAAUUUGUAUGUAAACAAAUCAAACUCCUUUAUGAUAGCCAAGCUUCUGGCCUAGAUGGUAUUUCUGUUAAGUUACUGAAAUCGGCUUGCGAGGCUGUAAUUAAUCCACUUGUUUGUAUUUUUAAUGUAUCUAUCAAUUCAUGUUCAUUUCCAAAAGAAUUGAAACUGCAAAAGUUUCUCUACUGUGUAAGUCUGGUCAUAGGACUGAUGUCAACAAUUACAUGCCUUUCUACUUUCUGUUUUACCUAUUGUAAGUACGUUACUUGAGUGACACGCGCAUGAUUAUCUCUAUACGUGUCUCUGUGAUAACAGUCUGUUGAGUGACAGUCAGUUUGGGUUUCGUCCAGAUCACUCUACUGAGUCGGCACUUAUCAGCUUAUUUGAAAAGUAGUUUAAGAAUAUAGACGAAGGUAAACUUACAGGUGUCAUGUUCCUUGAUCUAAGCAAGGCAUUUGACACGGUGAGCCACCAUGUGCUUCUUCACAAACUCAAAUAUUAAAGACUGUCAGAUAUGUGUCUUAGAUUCUUUUCAUCAUACCUUAAGGAUAGACACCCAUGUGUAAAUUGUAAAGGUAAAUUGUCCAAGUUUGUACCUGUGACAAUUGGUGUUCCUCAAGGAUUCAUCCUUGGACCCAUGAUUUUUUAUACUUUAUAUGAGGACAACAGCAAACAUAUCCAUCAUUGUUUUGUCACCACGCUAAUAAUACCUCACAAGAUGUAGUGGGACUAAUGUAAACGAUAUUGAAUUUAGUCUGUUAGAGGAUCGUAAGCGUACAGUCAAUUAAAGUCAAAACUAACUAAGUUUUAACCUGAAUAAGACCCAAUGUAUUAUGAUUGACCCAUCCCAAAAGCUACAUGUAUCAACGGCGAGAAAACUGAAACUCGAGAUCAACGGUCAUGUCAUUGAAACUGUACAUAGUGCCAAACUUCUUGGUGUUAUUAUUGAUGAAUGUUUGAGCUUGAAAAAACAUAUAUAACAUGUAUGUCAGAAAAUAUCCAAGAAGGCUGGUGUUUUUAAACGUGUAAGACCAUUUAUGUCCAUCUAUCUGUAUGACAAAAAAGUGUACCAUAGCAUUGUUUUACCGCACUUCCUAUACUGUUCUGUGUCAUGGUGUACUCCAUUUAAUAUGGAAUAUUUAAACAAACUGUGUAUGCUUCAAAAACGGGCAGCAAGAGUAGUUCUUUUACAACUGUUAAGGUGACUCCCAUUGCUGAAAUUUGAUGAUUUUAGGAAUGCUGAUUUUUGUAAAAGAUUUGACAUGGCCAAACUGUACCUGUUCUAAAUGAAAAUGUUAGCUAUUUUCUACAGUUUUCACCAGAACUAUGGCAAAAAACUUGAUGCGAAAAAAUGUAGAACAACUUAGUAUAAAAGAUGUUUGAGUUACUCUGUAAGUAUUUUAUGGAUCAAUUUCGAAAGCUCACUGAUCUUUUUUUUUUUUAUCUAUUAUAGUGUUUUUUUAAGCCAAAAGUUUUUAUAUAUGUGAGCAUUUUAAGGACAAAUUUAAAAAGCUUACUCCACAAUUUUACGUAGUUUGUGUCUUUAAAAAGGAAUACCUGCAGAUAAUGUUUUAGAUGAGACGAAUAGUUUUAUACUUUAGCUUGUCAGGAUCUGCACAUGAGAUAUUGCUAUCAUUUAUGUAUACUGUAUAUGUCAUUGUAUGUAGCAUGCUCAUCUCCAUCGUAAAUAGUGUACUUUAGGGCCAUAUUGUAAAUGUAAAUCUAAAUAUGUAACUAUGUCUAAAUAACAUAUUUCAUUAUUAUUAUUAUUAUCAUGCCCUUUAAAGACCACAGAAGUUCGUAGGGCGUAAAUCACAAACAAACCAAAGCAAACAUUUCGUAAAAGAUGAAAAGUGUUAAAUCCAACUUAAGAUUUUAUUUUUUCAGCAUUUUCUCUGUUAAAUAAAUUGUUUGUUAAAAGCGUGCUGUGUUCACACCAGUUUUAAUAAGAUAAAAUUAGUAAACAACUUUCUUUUAAUUAUCAUUUUUAUUAUUUUGUUGUUUGCUUUGUGGUUUUAUUUUAGAUAAAACAACGUAAACUAUGUUUCAGUUCCGAUUGUGUUCUUUAUAGAUCUUCAGAGGAUCGUCUAGUGUUUUUUACAGAAUUUACGAGAGAAAAUAAAUAAUGGUGAUUUCCGGUUCAUCCACAGUAAACAUAAAAGUGUUCAAAAAGUAUAAGUAUAGUUCAAUCGGCAGGUAGAAAUUCCAUCUGUUGUGUUCAGAAAUUACAUUAAUGCAUGUUAAAUUACAUAAAUAAUGUUUUUGGUUAAUUGAAGAAGUAUUCCUCUCAAAACGAAGAGCGCUCUAAACAAUUAAGUUCUCUUGAAGGCGACCGAUAAAUUGCAAUUCUUUAUCCUUGUAAAAUAUGUAUUUGAUGUUUGUCACAUUUGCAUAUAAUUUGAUAUUGUACAUAUUUUUUUCCAGAAGGCAUAUGCUUCAUCCUUGACUAAAUAAAUGCUAUAUUUU